This is a messenger RNA of Phlebotomus argentipes, 2150 nucleotides long. RefSeq lists its product as uncharacterized. Gene Ontology annotation, biological process: regulation of translational initiation. Gene Ontology annotation, cellular component: cytosol. The record is from RefSeq and is a predicted model, not a curated record. Bases 13 to 1431 code for a protein of 472 amino acids. Gene Ontology annotation, molecular function: protein binding; translation activator activity; RNA binding. The transcript is spliced from 7 exons. NCBI's taxonomy places the organism in Eukaryota, Metazoa, Arthropoda, Insecta, Diptera, Psychodidae.
ACAUGUUGAGCGAUGGCCGAUCAGUCGACUGGGGCUGGUCAGAAUGGGGAGCUGAAGAAGUCACCGGCCGCCGCCGGGCUGGGCAUCAUCCGUGAGCGGAGCUUCGUGCGCACGCCCAACCAUCAGCAGCAGAUGAAGCGGCGCAGCCUGAUGCAGCUGCAUCCGCAGCAGACGCAGCAGCAGCACGCACAGCAGAUGCGCAUGAAGCCCGCGCUGGAGAUCUACAGGCCGCCGAAUCCCCAUCGCAUUGCAGACGUCCGCAUCGAUGGACUCGCGCAGAACAAACUCAACGUGCACGCGCAGGAAUUCACCAUGAACAGGUCGGGCGUGAAUAUGUUCGCGCCGACUGGGAACAACCUGCAGCACUCCAAGUCCAGCAGCAACAUGCAGCAGCCGUUCGGCGCCAGGCCGCACCCGCAGAUGACGCUGAACAAUCUCACGGGCCACAGGACGGCCAUCCUGCUGUCGCAUCCCCUGCAGAUGGGGCAGCUCAGCAUGGGCAUGGCCAUGCCGGCGUCCCAGAUGCCCCUCGUCAACUCCCAGUCCAGCGGAAAUAUCUUGCAUUCCGCCCCAAGGGUUAAAUUCGCACCGGAGCCGCAGAUUGUCCACACGCCGGCGAGUCAGGCCAGCACGCAGCAGAACUACCCGAAUCCCAAUCCUCUGCAGCGAUCGAAGAGCCUCUCGUCCGCCGACACCAUCGCGCGCGGCAUCGCGGGCUUGGGCCUCGCGCUGGGAAACGAAGCGACAGACAUUGGCAGCUUUCCGCCAGACAUACAGUCACUCGUGGACAAAGCCACGGAAGAUCCCAACCAGCUGAACGCGAGGAAUCUGAUGGAACUGGCCUGUCAUGUAAUGCAGAGAGCCGUGGAAGCUCGACGAUAUGCGCUUCCCAUUUCCCGCUUGUGCAUCGCCAUUGUGGCCAAGGAGAGGAAAGAGACGUUCCUCGAAGCGCUGCUCAACACGUGUCGGCAGUGGUUCCAAGAGAGAGACAAGAUUCUGGGACCGGCGCCAAACACCAGGAACAACUCACGACCACGAUUCACUGCCUUCAUGGCCUUCCUCACGGAGAUGUUCUGCCAGCUGAAGAGGCGACAAUUGCAGCUGCGCACGCAGUGUGACGGCGCUCCUCCGACGCUCGUCCUGCUCACGCUCCUGUCCAAGUGCUGCGAGGACGCUGUGCGUCCGCCCAUCAGAUCCCUCUCGGAGAUCGAGUGCCUGUUCUACGUGCUCACGUGCAUCGGACGCGAUCUGGAGAUGCAUCUGGCGCCUCAGCUGGAGUCCCUGCUGGCGUCCGUGCGCGACGCCUUCCUCAACUCGGCCUCCUCGUCGCCGGCCAUCCGGCGGACGCUGCUGCAGCUGAUCGAGCUGCAGGCGUCGCGCUGGCAGCUGCCCGGCAACACUGUCCUGUACUACUAUCCCUCGUCGAAGUGAUGCGGCCGGGCGUGUUUCACUUGCGAUUGAAGGCAUUUAAAUCAACCUCUCUCUCUCUCUCUCUCUGUGCUAUUCUUCUUCACAUGAUGAGCUAUUUUCUUGCGUGGAAUGCAAGAAAAUAGCUCCUGAGCGAAACACAAGAGCAAAUGAGCGUUAAAUUGGCGAGUGAAAAACCUCAUUAUCUUGUAGAUGUGUGUACAAUUCUGUGCUGAUGAACAAAAAGGUGUGUAAUAUUUACAGUUUUUAUUAUGAAUUAUUGCAUAGUGAUAGCGAAAGUUUCAAAGUCUCAAAGUGAAUUUCAAUAUUGAAAGACCAUCAAUUUCGGCACUUAUUAUUUUAUAUAACACUCUGCAAUGUGGAGAGAGGAGAAGAAGCACAAACAGCAUCUCUUCAUCUCUCCUCCAACAUUUGUGCCAUUUUGUCCAUGAAAUUCUCAAAAACUUUACAAUACUAAAAAACAACAAAAUAAUGAUUAAUUUCCAAACUAGUCCAACUAGUCAUAAUCUUUGCUCCUUCUUUAUUUUUGUCAUUGUAAACAAAAAUUAGUCAUGAAGUUAUUUUUUCCUCUUUUUACCCAUGAAAUUCUCUCUUUUUCUCUCUCAUGCAAAAACCAAGCAUAGAAAGUCUUUUAUUUGAAUUUAAUUUAAUUAUUUUCUCUCCUCCUUGAAAUAUCAUUUACAACUUAUAAUUUUUUUUCCAAUAAAUUAUUUAAUUUCCAA